GGCAUGGCGAAGAACACCAACAUGCGCUGGCGGCUCCCGCUCGUGUGCCUGCUCUGGGAGGGGGCCAUGAUCGUCCUCUUCGGGGUCUUCGUGCGCUUCGGCGCCGAAGCUGAUGCGCACUGGGAGGAGGAGAAACGGGAGAUGAACCUGACCAGUGACAUGGAGAAUGACUUCUACUUCCGAUACCCCUCUUUCCAGGAUGUCCAUGUGAUGAUCUUUGUGGGCUUUGGCUUCCUCAUGACCUUCCUCAAGCGCUAUGGAUUUGGAGCUGUGGGUUUCAAUUUCCUCCUUGCUGCCUUUGGGAUCCAGUGGGCCCUCCUGAUGCAAGGCUGGUUCCACUCUUUCAAGGAUGGGAAGAUCCUCAUUGGAGUGGAGAACCUGAUCAAUGCUGAUUUCUGCGUGGGCUCUGUGUGCAUCGCCUUUGGGGCCAUCCUGGGCAAAACCAGCCCCAUACAGCUCCUUGUCAUGACUUUGUUUCAAGUCACACUCUUUUCAGUGAAUGAGUACAUCCUCCUCAACCUUCUUCAUGUAAAGGAUGCAGGUGGCUCCAUGACCAUUCACACCUUCGGAGCCUACUUUGGCCUCACGGUGACACGGAUCCUGUACAGACCCAACCUGGAGCAGAGCAAGGACAAGCAGGGCUCUAUGUACCACUCUGACCUCUUUGCUAUGAUUGGUACCCUGUACCUGUGGAUGUACUGGCCCAGUUUUAACUCAGCCAUUUCUGACCACGGGGAUGCCCAGCACAGGUCUGCCAUUAACACGUACUGCUCGCUGGCCGCCUGUGUCCUCACCACCAUGGCCUUCUCCAGCAUGCUGCAAAAGAAGGGCAAGCUUGACAUGGUGCACAUCCAGAAUGCCACGCUGGCCGGCGGCGUGGCCGUGGGCACCAGCGCCGAGAUGAUGCUGACUCCAUAUGGCUCCCUCAUUGUCGGCUCCAUCUCUGGCAUCGUGUCCACGCUGGGCUAUGUCUACUUCACGCCUUUUUUGGAGUCUAGGUUGCACAUUCAGGACACAUGUGGCAUCCACAACCUCCAUGCCAUGCCAGGCCUUAUUGGGGGCAUUGUGGGGGCCAUCACAGCAGCUGCAGCCACGGAAGAUGUGUAUGGAAAGGAAGGGUUCAUCAAGGCGUUUGAUUUCACGGGCGUGUACCAGACGCGGACACCCAGUAUUCAGGGAGGCUUCCAGGCAGCCGGCAUUGUGGUGUCUCUGCUGAUGGCAUUUGCUGGGGGAGCCAUCGUGGGGGGCAUCCUGAAGCUGCCCAUCUGGGGGGAAGCCGCGGCCGAGAACUGCUUCGAGGACGGCAUUUACUGGGAGGUGCCGGAGGACGAGGAGAGCGACGUGUACCACAUGCACAACCCCGACAAGCCCGCCUCGCCCUGA
Messenger RNA from Serinus canaria (Common canary), 1383 nucleotides. RefSeq names its product Rh family C glycoprotein (gene RHCG). Gene Ontology annotation, molecular function: ammonium channel activity. NCBI's taxonomy places the organism in Eukaryota, Metazoa, Chordata, Aves, Passeriformes, Fringillidae. The record is from RefSeq and is a predicted model, not a curated record. Gene Ontology annotation, cellular component: basolateral plasma membrane; plasma membrane; apical plasma membrane. The coding region runs from base 4 to 1383 and encodes 459 amino acids. The transcript is spliced from 10 exons. Gene Ontology annotation, biological process: ammonium homeostasis; ammonium transmembrane transport.